CGCGUCACUUCCUUCUCGAGGCGGCUGCUGCUUUUUGCUACUACAGUUGACGAGUCCGUCAGCGGAGAAGCUCGCGCUACGGGGAGCGAGGGUUUUUCGGUCGCGCGCCAGGGACUGUGCAUUUAUUUGGCCUCGAGGGGCGGGGCCGGGACCGGGACGGCAGCUUCACGCUUGUUACCCUCGGCUGUCGCCGCUCGAGGACCAGCCCUGAAGAGCCGAGCGGGACCUAGUCAAGUCGGGCCCUCGAACGGAAAAAGCCGGAGAAACCUGCUGCUGAAACUGAGGGCCGAGGGGAGAGUCACCCGGCAACGAUUAAUAGCUGAGAUACUGAUCAAGUUCUGCCCUUCUUCAAUGAGGAACUACAGGCUGAUCUUCUGCCAUAACCUUAAGCAACCAUAAAUGACAAAAGAAUGCUUGGUCAGUAAGGGUAGCUGGCGUAGAAGAUAUUUUGUGAACAUAGGUGUUUAAGUGCUGUGAGAAAGACACUUUGACAUUGGGCUGCAUAAAGAUAUGAGGAAGAGCUCCUCCCCUUCUUUGAGUAAUUGCAACUCUGUUCUCACUAAUAAAAUAUUUGGAAUUCCACUUGAUGAACUGCAGCAGGAAGGGCAACCAGGCAGUGAAGUUCCAUUCAUAGUCCGCCAUGUUGUGGACUAUAUUGAGGAACAUGGAGGUCUAGAGCAAGAAGGACUUUUUCAAGUCAAUGGGAAUGCAGAAACAGUGGAGUGGCUUCGGCAAAGAUAUGAUAAUGGAGAAGAUGUGGACCUGGUUAAAGAAGCAGAUGUACCUUCUGCUAUUAGUCUUCUUAGAUUUUUUCUUCAAGCACUUCCAGAACCAGUUAUUCCUGGCACUCUUCAUAUGCAUUUGAUACAACUGCCUCAAGAUUAUAAUGAAGAUGAGUUUGGAAGAAAAUUGAGAUUCCUCUUGCAACAGCUUCCGCCUGUGAAUUACAGUUUAUUAAAGUUUCUGUGUAGAUUUUUAGCUAAUGUAGCAUCACAUCAUGAAGAGAUUUGGUCUGCAAGUUCAUUGGCUGCAGUUUUUGGUCCUGAUAUCUUUCACAUUUACACAGAUGUGGAGGAUCUGAAAGAGCAAGAACUUGUUAGCAGAAUAAUGGCAGGACUGCUAGAGAAUUAUGAUGAACUCUUUGAAAAUGAAGAGGAAGAUUUCUCAUCUAAUGACUUAAGUUCAGUAACUGAGCAGAUAAAUGAUUUGUUGGAUGAAGAUGAUAUAAAGCUUGAGCAGUCUGAAGAACUGCCAGAAGAAGAGGAAGAGGAAGAAAACGCAGAGGAUUUGAAAUAUAGGGAAGAUACAGAGCCUCAAGAUAUGAUGGAGAGCAUCCUGGAGUCAUGUAGUGUUUCAGCAUCAACAAGUGCUCAUUUCUCCCCCUUAAGCAUCUUGCCAGCUUCUGCAGACAUCUUGGAAAGAACAAUUAGAGCAGCUGUAGAACAACAUCUCUUUGAUCUGCAGAGCAGCAUAGAUCAAGAUCUCAAGAACUUACAGCACCAAGUGGUGUGUCACGAAGCAAACACUGAGGAAGCCGAAAAAGGAUCUAACAACCAGGAUGAUACUGAAAAGAAUAUUACUAAAGAUUAUGAGAAUCUUGAAGACUGCUCUGAAACAGUGAAUUGCACUAAUUUAGACUGUGAAAUUGUACAACCUGUGUCUGAGGAUAAAGAAAAUUAUCAGGCUGCAGGCGUAUUGUUGAAGCCAUGUGAUGACAGAGGUGAAGAUAAAGAAUCCUUUGGAAAUAAGCAAGACUGUACAUCAUUUGAUGAUGGUAGCAAAGUAACGUCACACGUGAUUCUGGAUUAUGUUAGCAACAUUUCUGAUCAAAAUGUGAAAAAAGGAUCAGAGGAACUGAAAAACAGAAAUAAUAAUGCUCCUGAAGCAACACUGUGUGCCCCUUUACCACAUCUUGAUUUGAAGAAUGUGAAUGGUAGUGACAAAUGGGAAGCGCCAUGCCCUAUCACUUUUCCCCUCAUUGAUUUCAAAACAAUGCAUCUACAGAGAGAAGGGGAGGAGCCAUUUCCUGCUUUUAAAUCUUGGCAGGAAGAUAGUGAAUCUGGAGAAGCUCAGCUUUCUCCACAAGCUGGAAGGAUGAAUCAUCCUCUGGAAGAAGAUAGUCAUCCCAUAUUGGCACACCGGAGUUUGGAUUUUGGGCAAAGCCAACGUUUCCUGCAUGAUCCAGAAAAAAUAGAUUCUUCAUCUAAAGCGCUUUCUUUUGUUAGAACACGAAGAGCAGCAUUUAGUAGUUCGAAAGAUGAUAGAAGGGAGGAAAAGACUCCAUAUCAGCUAGUCAAAAAGUUGCAGAAAAAAAUAAGACAGUUUGAGGAGCAAUUUGAGAAAGACAAAAACUUCAAGCCUUCAUAUUCUGAUAUUGCAGCAAAUCCAAAGGUUUUAAAAUGGAUGACAGAGCUUACCAAAUUAAAAAAGCAAAUAAAAGAUGCAAAGCACAAAAGCUCAGAUGAAUUGAUACCUCAGGCACGUCCACGAAGUAACACUCUUCCAAAGAGCUUUGGUUCGUCUCUCGACCAUGAAGAUGAAGACAAUGAAGAUGAUCUGCGGGUUGCUCAGAAAGAGAAGAAACCUACAAAAGAAGUCACUGUUGAACUAAUUUUAAAAAAAUUGAAAGAAAAACGAAUUGAAAGAUGCUUGCCAGAAGAUAUAAAGAAAAUGACAAAAGACCAUUUGGCAGAAGAAAAAACAUCACUCCAAAAAAGUCUCCUGUACUAUGAAAGUCAGCAUGGACGUCCGGUUUCCAGAGAAGACAGACAUAUUGUUAAGCCCCUCUAUGACAGAUACAGGCUUGUGAAACAAAUGUUAACUCGAGCAAGCAUUACUCCCAUCCUUGGAUCGCCAUCAACUAAAAGGCGUAGCCAGAUGUUACAGCCUAUCAUAGAAGGAGAAACAGCCCAUUUCUUUGAAGAAAUUAAGGAAGAGGAAGAAGAUGGGGAUGUGUCUUCAGAACUGACUGAUACCUUAAAAUCCAGUGCGCAAACACAUCCCAUUUCUACUAGCCCUGUUGAAAACUCAGAAUCUGACGUUGAAGAAAGUCAAGAGAAACUGACUCGAGAGCUUCGACUUUCUAGUAUCCGUGCAGCUUCUGUGCCUGAAUUAUUAGAACAACUUUGGAAAGCCAGAGGUGAAAAAAAGAAAUUGCGCAAAACCCUACGGGAAUUUGAAGAAGGAUUUUAUCAGCAGAAUGGGAGGAAUGUUCAGAAGGAGGAUCGUGGACCCAUGCUUGAUGAGUAUAGAGAGUACAAGAAAGUUAAAGCUAAACUGCGUCUUCUUGAAGUCCUUAUCAGCAAACAAGAUCCAUCGAAAUAAAUUAUGUUUCUUCAUAACAAUGAACCGUUGUUUUCAUAUGCUGCCCGUAGUACUGUUAAGGGUACUCUUUUGUCUUGUGCUGUUGAAAGAAUGCAGUUUUUGUACACUUUAGAAAGGUAUGUAGGUCCUAGAGAGUUAAUGAAAACAUUUAAAUUGAGACUCGAUCUGUCCAACUUUAUUUUUUUUCUCAUUUUUAAAAUUUACAAAUUUAUCUUGUUCUCAAAAGACUUUUAUUCUAGAAUCAUUCAAAAACUUUGGACCUGCUAACUUCGUUUCAUCUGCAUUGAUUAGUAUUACACUGAACUCCUCUGUUGCCUUUUUAGUAUGGAAAACGAUGGCAGCCAAUUAAGAAUACUCCCGAACACCAAAAAGGAACUGAAACGCCUUUCAGAGGACUGCUGUGGAAUAGCUUUGAUUGCAAAUGGCAUCUUUCGUAUAAUAGAAGGAUCGAUGGAUAUUGAAAUAUAAAGUAUGUUCUUCGGUUUCCGAUGACAAUGGACAAACCAGAAAGUGACCUUGCUUGUUGUAUUUUUAAAACUUGGAAAAACCUGAACAUUUAUAUCACAUAUUGCCUACAAGACUUACAUUACUGUUAAUUUCUAUUUAUUGUCUACUGGUGACAGUGUGUGGUCUGAAUUGGAGACUGCAUCUUACCCUUGUGUUGGUGCUCAGAUUCAUACAGUUCAGUAAGCUUAUACCACUUUUGCUGUAUCUGAAAUAAACUUAUUUUACUAAGGGCUACAAUUAACAUAAUUAAUGUGUUGGACAAGGUGGACAGAGCUAGCUUUGGAAGAAGCCUUUCUACUUCCAUUCACAGAAAUGGAAAGAGAAGUGAUCUGCCUCAAGCAGGUAUCAUACGAUUUUUGCAUGACAAAGCUUCAGAGCCAAGGUCUUUUUUUCUGAUGUUUUCUUUGCCUAGUAUAAAUAACACAACAGCGGCUACUGUUUUUCUUUUAAAUCUGCACUCCAAAGUCCUUCUAGAUGGCUUGAGUACCUACAUAUAAGAUACAGUACAGAGGAAAAGGGCUUAUAUGGAAUCCCUUUGCACAUAGGUCCUGCAUCUCUGGUUUGACUGGAUUGAGUCCUAAGUGUUGAAUACCUUCUGGAUCUAUUUUGUCUUGUGGCCAUGUUUUUGCAUGUGCCUAUUUGCUGCAUGUGUUAUGAACAGCUAAUGCCAACACAAGUUGUUUUUCACUGCUUUCUGAAAGAUCAGAAAAUGAACUUCAGCUAAAUAAAUGGCAUGGAAACUCAUCAGAUUGAUGUGUUAACAUGUAAUAGGUAGAAAGUAGAUUUUAGAGACUCCAUACUUCUAUUUGUUGUAUUUCUCAUUUUUAUUGUAAUUCUAGGCAUGUAAUUUUGGAACCCAAAAGCGAACAUUAAAAUGAAUUUAUACUCUGAUGCUUUGCCUUUCUAUACAGCCUGAAUGGUUUUAGUGGACUGUAGUGAAUUACAAGAUCGGGAAUUAAUCUGGAGAUUUUCUGUGGCUUUUGUUCCACUCCAUUGUGCAAUGUACAUUUCAGUUACUUUCCCAUCAAUCUGCAAACACUGGUGCAUCAAACAUCAAAACCUAUGUGUACUGUAUAGUGUUGUACAUGAAUGUUUUAUAUACCACAUGCAAAAUGUCAAUAUGCACUAUUUAAAUGUUUUAAAUAAUAUAUUCCUCCUUUAUAAUACUUAAAUCUAUAUGACCCCAAUAUUUUUAUAAAGUGAGUGAUCAAACUGGUUCCACUUCAGAAUCAACAGCUGCUUUUGUGUGUGUUCUGCAGUGUUUGGCUGUUUGUUUGUAGCAAGCAUGGCAUCAGUUAUGCUAAGAGUGUGUGUUGUGCCAUCUUAUUGAGCAAUAAAUGGUAGAAUUAGGCAUUUUGUGAUAACACAGUUUUACUUUGGUAUAAGUAAAAACUAUAUGUGGAUAUAUAGAUAUAUAAAAAUAUAUAAAUAAACCAGAUAUGAAUGAUU
Candoia aspera is the source of this 5280-nucleotide messenger RNA. It is a transcript of the gene FAM13B, whose product is annotated as family with sequence similarity 13 member B. Lineage: Eukaryota; Metazoa; Chordata; Lepidosauria; Squamata; Candoiidae. The record is from RefSeq and is a predicted model, not a curated record. The transcript has 24 exons. Gene Ontology annotation, biological process: signal transduction. Bases 511 to 3324 code for a protein of 937 amino acids.